AUGCGGGACUUGAUGGAAAGGCUGCACACAGUCCGUGAGGAGCAGGAGACAGAGUUUUAUGAACCUGACAUUCAGAAUGAAGAUGAGAUGACGAUGUCUCAUGAGGCUGUUGUGUUUGAUUCACCCUCUGCUCUUGAACAGACUCUCAAAGAGGCUUAUUCCAUUCGAAAAGAGAUAUCAUUGCUCCAUUUUGAGGUGGAACGCCUGAGUUCCCACAAUCAACGCUUUGGCACAUCAGUACGCCGUCUUACUUUGCUGAAAAAAGACUCAGAAUCCAUUGCCAGGGGCAUUGUCCAAAGAGGGGAGGUUCUGUAUCACCGCAUACAGGCCCUGGGUAAGAAUAGCAGACAGCUACAGGAGAUGGAAGGUUCACACAGAGCGGUCAGUCGCAUUGCCAAAACCCAGUAUGACAUCCUCACACGUGCUUUCCAUACUGUCAUGAAUGAUUACAAUAAGGCAGAGAUGAUGCAGAGGAGUAUGUGCCGUGGUAGAAUUAAGAGGCAUGCUUCUAUCCUGGGGACAGAAAUCACAGACCUGCAGUUGGACGAUCUGGUGGACAAAGGAGGAGAGGGUUGGGCAGAGUUAUCCCAGAGUCUGCAAACUCAGGGGGGGCGCUCAUCCCGCUGGGCCCUGAAGGAGCUCCAGGGCAGGCACAAGGAGCUGCUUGAGCUUGAGUCCAGGCUGAAGCAGAUGCACGACCUCUUUUUGCAGAUGGCCAUCCUGGUGGAGGAGCAGGGCAGCAUGAUCAACAGCAUAGAAGCCAAUCUAUACUUGUGGAUUUUUUUAGAAGGCAAAACGUCCCGAGUUCACUCUCAGGUGGAGAAAGAUUGA
This is a messenger RNA of Knipowitschia caucasica, 831 nucleotides long. The record is from the annotation of a GenBank genome assembly. Lineage: Eukaryota; Metazoa; Chordata; Actinopteri; Gobiiformes; Gobiidae.